Molecule: messenger RNA, 3155 nt
Organism: Cynocephalus volans (Philippine flying lemur)
Lineage: Eukaryota; Metazoa; Chordata; Mammalia; Dermoptera; Cynocephalidae
Gene: AMIGO3
Product: adhesion molecule with Ig like domain 3
Exons: 1
Coding region: 690-2186 (498 amino acids)
Biological process (GO): brain development
Cellular component (GO): membrane
Molecular function (GO): protein binding
Source: RefSeq, a predicted model, not a curated record
UACGAUCCAGAGCACUUGCAUCAUUGCCCCCUUCAUCCUUUCAUCUCCCUGUUUCUUUCAACACCCCUGUAAGUCCUGGAUCCCAUUAAGUUCCAAAUAGCCAGGGUACCAGUUUAAGGGGGCCCUGGGGAGCCACAAUUAGUGAGAGUUCACCUGCUCCAUAAUAUAUUAUUAACCUUUCAAAAUCACUUCAAAUAAAUACAAAGUUCAUUAGCAGCAGCUUAAAGACAUUUCCCCAAACUUCCCCUUUUAUUCCUUGGGGAGCUGCGGAAAGCUGCCGGCCAAGGGCAGGCUGGGAUAUUGGGCUGCACUCGUGCCCCCUCUGGCGGUCACGCGAGACCCUUGCGUGCCAGGGGACACGCCGCACCGCCCCCCGCACGGGGAGCCAAUGGGAGCCCGGGGCCCCGCCCCCGGGCCGUAGCCUCCCGGAGAGUAUUUAGAAACCGGCCAGAAAAUCUCUCGGAGAGAGCUAGGGACGCCGAAGGGAGUGCUGAGUGAGGCGCGACCCCACCUUACAACCUGGGAACGGGAGACAAGGAGCGGUCGGCCGUGCGGGGCUGAGCGCGCAUCGUGCCUCCUCGGCCGUGAGCCAUCCGGUGCCACGCACAUCGAACCAGCACAGAAGUGGGUGAGUCCUGCAGCUGUGACCUGCACAAAGCUGCCCUGUCCCAACCCUGGUGGCCGCCGCCAUGGCCUGGCUGGUGCUGCUGGGCGCACUGCUGUGCAUGCUGCGCGUCGGAUUAGGUACCCCGGACUCUGAGAGCUUUCUGCCUCCUGCGCCCCACAACUGCCCCUACAAAUGCGUCUGUGCUGCCGACCUGCUGAGCUGUGCAGGCCUUGGGUUGCAGGACGUGCCGGCCGUGUUACCUGCCGCUGCUGCGGACCUCGACCUGAGCCACAACGCACUCCAGAGCCUGCGCCCCGGCUGGUUGGCACCCCUCUCCCGGCUGCGCAACCUGCGCCUAGGCCACAACGAGCUGGCUGCAUUGGGUCACGGCGUCUUCACCAAUGCCAGCGGCUUGAGGCUGCUUGAUUUGUCAUCUAAUGCAUUGCGGGCGCUUGGCCGCCAUGACCUCGACGGACUGGGGGCGCUGGAGACGCUGCUUCUGUUCAAUAACCGCUUGGCGCACUUGGAUGAGCAUGCCUUCCACGGCGUGAGCACGCUCAGUUGCCUCUAUCUGGGCUACAACGAACUCGCCUCCUUCUCUUUCGACCACCUGCACGGUCUGGGCGUGACCCAUCUGCAUACUCUGGACCUCUCCUUCAACCGGCUGGGACGCAUCUCCGUACCUCAACUGGCCGCACUACCGGCCUUCCUCAAGAACGGCCUCUACUUGCACAACAACCCAUUACCCUGCGACUGCCGCCUCUAUCACCUGCUGCAGCGCUGGCACCAGCGCGGCUUAAGCGCGGUGCGCGACUUUGCGCGCGAGUACAUGUGCCUGGCCUUCAAGGUGUCCGCGUCCCGCGUGCGCUUUUUCGAGCACAGCCGAGUCUUCGAGAACUGCUCGGCUGCCCCAGCUCGUGGCCUAGAGCGGCCCGAGGAGCAGCUGCACUUGCAGGUGGGGCGGUCCCUGAGGCUACACUGCAACACCAGCGUCCCAGCAGUGCAUACUGUCUGGGUUUCGCCGCAGCAUGAGCUUAUCGUGGCGCCGGGAUCCCGCGACGGCAGCAUCGUGGUGCUGGCAGACGGCAGCUUGGCCAUAGACAACGUGCAGGAACGGCAUGCCGGCGUUUUCGUGUGCCUGGCAACCGGGCCCCGGCUGCACCACAACCAGACGCACGAGUACAACGUGAGCGUGCACUUUCCGCGCCAGGAGCCCGAGGCUUUCAACACAGGCUUCACCACAUUGCUGGGUUGUGCUGUGGGCCUGGUGCUCGUCCUGCUUUACCUGUUUGCACCGCCCUGCCGCGGCUGCUGCCGCCGGCCCCGAGCACCCAGCCCGCUCCAGGAACUGAGCGCACAGUCCUCGGUGUUCAGCCCCACACCGCCAGACGCACUCAGCCGCAAGGCCAGUGUUCACAAGCACGUGGUCUUUCUGGAGCCGGGCAGGAGGGGCCUCAAUGGCCGUGUGCAGCUGGCAGUAGCUGAGGACUUCGACCUCUGCAACCCGGUGGGCCUACGACUCAAGGCUGGCUCAGAGUCUGCUAGCUCCACAGGCUCUGAGGGUCUCAUGAUGACCUAGGCUGCCCACGGCCCCCACCCAAGCCACCACUCUCCUGCUGCUUGCCCUGCUCCCUGCUGUGGUACAGAGAACUGCCAGAUGCUUAAACACUGUGCCUGGUCCCCCACCCUCAUGUGGGGGCCUUGACUUGAACCAAAAGGCCAUACAUGGGGUUGGAGAGCCCCAAUUGCCUCCUGCUCUGCCCAGCACAGUACCCAAAGGCCUCAGGUCCUGACAGGGCCCGCUAGUGCCCACAUGCCCCCAUGAGGAUUGGGGACUGAGACCCAUCUGGAAGAACCCUUGCUUUAGAGCCCCAGGUUCACCUUCAGGGGCCGAGGCAACUGUCAAGGAGUGGUUCUGAAGAGUUGAAACAUAACCACCUUCCCCUUCCCUAGGGGCCAGGGAGGGAGGGAGAAGGCCCACAGGGGAAGAGGAGGAGGGCUCUGAAGGAAGACCUAGCCCCACCCCCAGGAUGGAAGGAGAAAACAAGCCCUCCCUCUGGUGAAAUAGGACUCCGCCCCAUCCAUCAACAUCCAACCUACUGUAAGCUUCACAACUUCAUGCAGAGGCUGGUGGGCAGGUAUUAGGCAGGCAAGGCUCCUCCAGAGACCACCUGAGGGCCUGGCCUGAGCCACAGCCAGAGUGACCUUGCUAUCUCUGGCCAGGGGCAUCCAGAGGUCACUCUGAAGGCAGAGCUCAUUCCAUGGGCUCAAGAGACAGCAGUGAGGGGCCUAUGCCCUCCACUUUUCAGCAGUAAAAAGCCUCAUGAACAUGGCCAACCUGGGAGGGCCAAGCCGGAACUCAGUGUCCCCUGAGAGUAGAAGCCUCUUAAGGGCUGGCACUGGUUUCAGCCUAAUGGAUGAGACAGUGCCCUGGUUUCAUAUGCAUCUCACAACUCCUGCUUCAGAGAGGCGGGGGAGGGGGGUUUGGGAACCCCAUAUGUGGGGGCUGAGCUGGGUCCUGGACCCAGCCGUUAUGGAGUUUCUUAAU